AUGGAAAUUAGGGGAGAAGAAGAGAUUGAAGACAUUCCAAUGUCACCCCCAACAUUGGGGUCUAUGCAGAUUGCAGGGAGCAGUGGCUUUGGUCACAACCUAGAGUUCAUGUCCCAAGCUUACCUCAGAAAUAGGUACACGGAGAUCGAUAUUGUAGAAGACAAGACUUCUAAUGCCAACAGAGAUGGCCCUCUUCCGAUUUUUCUUAAGUUUGAAGAUGUGGAGUUUAAGGUGAGAAACAGCAAAGCUUCGAGCAACACAGUGAAGGCAAUGGUGUCGAAAGUAGCGUCGCAGCUUAACAUGGAACAUAACUACAAGCAGAUAUUGAAGGGGAUAACAGGAAGCGUAGGGCCAGGGGAAAUUCUUGCUCUGAUGGGUCCUUCUGGCAGUGGGAAAACUACUUUGUUGAAAGUGAUAGGAGGAAGAUUACUAGACAAUGUCAAGGGAAAAGUAACUUACAACGAUAUCCAAUAUAAUCCAGCUCUGAAAAGGAGGAUUGGAUUUGUGACACAAGAUGAUGUGCUGUUCCCACAAUUGACAGUAGAAGAAACCUUAGUUUUCGCUGCAUUUUUACGGCUUCCAAGCACCAUGACCCGACAAGAAAAAUAUGCGAGGGUGGAGAUGAUUGUAAAGGAGCUUGGUCUUGAAAGAUGUCGUCACACGAGAGUAGGUGGAGGAUUUAUCAAAGGCAUAUCAGGAGGAGAAAGGAAAAGAACCAGCAUAGGUUAUGAAGUUCUUGUUGAUCCUUCAUUGUUGUUGCUUGAUGAACCGACUUCCGGCCUUGAUUCGACCUCAGCAAAUAGACUUCUUCUGGUUCUUCAAGGACUUGCAAAGGGUGGAAGGACAAUAAUCACAACAAUCCACCAGCCAUCUAGCAGAAUGUUUCACACAUUUGACAAACUUUUGCUAAUAUCAGAAGGCUACCCUGUGUACUAUGGAAUGGCAGGAGAGUCUUUGGAGUAUUUUUCGUCUCUGAGAUUCAUCCCGGAAAUUCCCAUGAAUCCUGCAGAGUUCUUAAUUGAUUUAGCCACUGGACAAGUUAAUGGCAUCAGUGUUCCUGAAGAUCUCUUGGUGCCUCAAGAGCAAGGGACUCUUGACUCUGAAAAGGCUGUUGUCAAGUACCUACAACUCAAGUACAAAGCACUGCUGGAGACGAAAGAAAAGGAAGAGAAUCAUCGAGCAACGAAAACACCCGAACAUCUACGAGUGGCUAUUCAGGCGAAGAAAGAUUGGACAAUCACUUGGUGGGAACAGUUCACCAUAUUGUUCAAGAGAACAUAUAGAGAGAGGUGCAGGGAUUACUUUGAUAAGCUAAGGCUAAUUCAAGCUGUCGGAGUUGCAAUCUUAUUAGGUCUUCUUUGGUGGAAAUCGAAUACUGACACCGAGGCUCAACUCCGAGAUCAGGUUGGCUUACUGUUUUACAUCUGCAUUUUCUGGACGUCUUCAUCAAUUUUCGGGGCAGUAUAUGUGUUUCCGUUCGAAAAGGUCUUCUUGGUGAAAGAAAGGAAAGCAGACAUGUAUAGAUUGAGUGUGUACUAUGUUUGCAGCACUUUGUGUGACAUGACGGCACAUGUGUUGUAUCCAACAUUUUUCAUGACCAUUGUGUAUUUCAUGGCCGGCUUUAUACGAACAGUUCCUUGUUUCUUCUACACAUUGUUUGCCAUAUUGUUGGUAGCUGUCACAAGCCAAGGGGCAGGAGAACUGUUUGGAUCUCUAGUUUUGAGUAUUAGAAGAGCUGGAAUGGUUGCCUCUCUGGUGCUAAUGAUGUUUCUACUCACAGGAGGCUACUAUGUGCAGCAUAUACCGAAAUUUAUCCAAUGGUUGAAGUACUUGUCGUUUAUGUACUACGGGUUCCGGCUGCUGCUGAAAGUGCAGUAUUCUGGAGACAAGUUCUAUGAGUGUGAAAGCAAAGGAGGGUGUAGGAAGCUGCAGAGCUCUCCUUCAUUUGACACGGUGAACUUGGAUGGUGACAUGAAUGAAGUCUGGAUUUUGCUGGCCAUGGCAAUAGGUUACAGAAUUUGUGCCUACUUUUGCCUUCGUAGAAGAAUUAGCAUAAGCAAUAUGUAACAGUGUAAA
This is a messenger RNA of Pyrus x bretschneideri (Chinese white pear), 2076 nucleotides long. RefSeq names its product ABC transporter G family member 26. NCBI's taxonomy places the organism in Eukaryota, Viridiplantae, Streptophyta, Magnoliopsida, Rosales, Rosaceae. The record is from RefSeq and is a predicted model, not a curated record. Gene Ontology annotation, cellular component: membrane. The transcript has 9 exons. The coding region runs from base 1 to 2067 and encodes 688 amino acids. Gene Ontology annotation, molecular function: ATP binding; ATP hydrolysis activity; ABC-type transporter activity.